Molecule: messenger RNA, 1125 nt
Organism: Coniosporium apollinis CBS 100218
Lineage: Eukaryota; Fungi; Ascomycota; Dothideomycetes
Product: serine/threonine protein kinase
Exons: 1
Coding region: 1-1125 (374 amino acids)
Biological process (GO): protein phosphorylation
Molecular function (GO): ATP binding; protein kinase activity
Source: RefSeq, a predicted model, not a curated record
AUGAAGAAUCUCGUACCUUCUCCUUUCGAUGAGCUUAAUUGGUCCGGAAGAGGCCAGCAUGUGGAAUACAUGGCUGGUGAAGAGCACAAUAUCCCGUUGCAAGUCGAGGGUGUGCUUGGAUACUCCAAAGCGGUUGUGGAGCGGGUCCGCUGUAGGAGGAUUAUACUCGCUCAAAAAACUAUCCGCUGUAGUCCACGCAUCAGCAAGGAGGAGGCCCUGCAGGAAGUUGAACACCUCCAGCGCCUUAGCCAUUCGCAUAUCGUCCGUCUUGUUGGUACCUACAUUAUUGCCAGAAAGCUCUGUAUCCUGAUGUAUCCGGCUGCCGAAUACGACCUUGAUGGGUUCUUGGUGUCAAUCCAGGAUGGGCUUGCGGACCCCGUCCGAUCUUCACAGCGACUCCUGGAAGUUUCUGAAAAGCAGUUCGCCUUGACGAGGUUCUUUGGAUGUCUGGCCAGUGCAGUGCAAUACGUACACGACAGCAACACGAAGCACAUGGACAUCAAGCCAAAGAAUAUUAUCGUCAAAGCGAAGUCAUCGGGAGGCAAUCCUGCGGGAAGCCACCGAGUCACCAAAUACAAGGUAUACCUUACCGACUUUGAGAUUGCGCGUACCUACGAAUGCGCUCUUGAGUCAGAAACGGACACGCCAAUCGCCUGCAGCAGGCCAUAUGCCGCGCCUGAAGUUGUGCUGCAAACGAUCCGUGGGUUCAAGUCAGAUAUCUUCUCACUUGGCUGCGUGUUUGCGGAGAUGGUUGCCACUUUAUACAGCACCGUGAAAAACGACUACAGGCAACACCUUCGAGAUAUGCUUCACGGCGACACAUCGUAUCAAGCACAUACCGAGGACGUACAGAAAUUUGUGAGAACCUUGUUAAGAAGUCCUACAUCGGCUAGCUUAUGGCCUACACAUGACGUCAUUUGCGGAUCCAUCUUUGGAGAUCCUCCGGAGACGAGCUGUGCGCAUUUCAUGGCAGCAUUCUCUGAUAUAUUCGAACUCAUGCUUGACCAAAAUCCAGCACGGAGACCAACUGCAGUCAGAUUGGGAUUGUUGUUUAGACAGUACAGCUUAAUGUGCGGCAGAUGCUACGAGGGCCCGGAGCCGUUCGAGGCUGUCUCAAGAAUUUGA